AAAUAGUUACGUUUUUAUUACAAGUGUAAUAUUUAAGAAAUAAAGAGGAAAGAGUAAAUUACAGAGAAUCCCCCAAAGUAUAAAAUCCAAGAAACGACGCUUAUGUAACUCAUCCAGAAUUUCGCAUGACGAAAAUUUCCUAAACCUCUUCAACUUAUCUCAGCUUCAAACAUUACGAGCUACAUAAAACCCAUGAAUGAUAAUUCAUGCGUAAAUGUUUAUUCUUAUUCGUAAUCAAUAUUUGUAUGAAAUCAUAGCCUUAUCACUGCGUAUAAAUACCAAAACUCUCCUUUUAACCUCCACCGUACAAAUAUCUCUUACAAACGAUCAAGAGAUCAUUCAUCGAAUAAUUUCGACAACAAACGCAGCUCAUUUCUUAUCGCAAAAUGUUGAAAUUCUUAACAAUUGCGUCUAUUUUUCUCACGCCAAUCGCUGCCAACGAACUAGGAAAAUUCGUUGAAACAAACAAAGAUUUCGCAGCUGCCGUAUACACAAAAGCAACCAAACACAAAGGCGAAAACUUUUUAAUUUGUCCCCUCUCUGCUGAAAUCGUGCUAACUCUCGCCCAAAACGGCGCCAAAGGCAAAACCCGCAGCGAAAUCCGAAAAGCCCUUUAUCUUCCAGACUCCACUGAAGAAAUCAACUCAAUUUUCAAGAAAGUCGUCACUGAUUUGAAGAACCAUGAAGGUUUUACGCUUCGCUCGGCUAAUAGAAUCUACGUCAAAGAGAAAUACCCAAUCAAAGAACGUUUCGUGAAGGUAGCGACCGAAAUUUAUGACUCUUCUUCCGAGAAUGUGGACUUCGGGAAACCUAAGGAGGCCGCGAAAGUCAUCAAUGAUUGGGUGGCGCAAGAAACCGACGAUAAAAUCCACGAAUUAAUAAAUGAAAAAAGUCUUCGUGAAGACACAGUCGCGGUUUUAGUGAACGCGCUGUAUCUUCAAGCCAGUUGGAGGAAACACUUCAAGAAGACGCUAACCCGAAGCAGAGAUUUCUACAAGAGCGAAGAAAACGUGGUCCAAGUGGACACGAUGAUGAAGAGCGACUACUUCGGGUACUUCGAGAAUAAAAAGCUUGAUGCGAAGUACUUGCAGAUGCAGUUUAAGGGUGGGCGCAAUGGGAGCAUGGUUGUGGUGUUACCUAACGAGAAAGAAGGGUUGAAGAAGCUGGAGGGGAAAAUUGGUGAAGUUUAUCGAUCGGAUUUCUUGUGGGAGUACGUCGAUGUGACUUUGCCUAAAUUCAGAAUCGAGACGAGUAUUGACUUUAAGAAGAUUUUGAAAAAAUUAGGUGUGAAGAGAGCUUUUACCAGGGCUGACUUUAGUGAAAUGGCUGGUAAAAAGGGAGAGGUUGCCAUAACCGACGUGGUGCAAAAGACGUAUAUCGAUGUUAACGAAAAUGGAGUGGAGGCGGCUGCCGCCACAGCAAUAAUGUAUCACCCCAAAAGCUUGAUGGAUUUCUUUGGAGAGAAGAAAAGCUUCAUCGCUGAUCACCCUUUCUUAUUUUACAUAAUUAUAGAUGACAUUGUUGUUUUUACAGGAAGAGUGGUGUCCCCCUCAGGCUAAAGUACAACCUGAGAAUGCGUCGUCAUCGAAUAUUUUUUAAAGAUAGUCUAGUCAAACCUUGCGUAAAAUUUAUUUAUCGUGUGGUUGUUAUUGACCUCAUGAACUAGUUCUUCGUAUUUUGAUAAAAGAUAGUGUGUGGUGACAAAGUGCAUCGAAAAUAAAUAAGUUUGAGAAAAACAA
This is a messenger RNA of Zophobas morio, 1739 nucleotides long. RefSeq names its product antichymotrypsin-2-like. The transcript is spliced from 4 exons. The record is from RefSeq and is a predicted model, not a curated record. Gene Ontology annotation, molecular function: serine-type endopeptidase inhibitor activity. The coding region runs from base 387 to 1559 and encodes 390 amino acids. Lineage: Eukaryota; Metazoa; Arthropoda; Insecta; Coleoptera; Tenebrionidae.